ACAACAAAAAACAUUGCUAUUGGUGGUGUAAAACAAUUUAUUGAUUGAUACGAAACGAAUCAAAAAAAUGGGAACAACCGUGUAUCCUGAGCUUUAUACAAAGGGAACACGUGUUUGGAUCAAACAUCCAACCGAUGUUUGGUAUUGUGCUGAGAUAAAAGAAAAUUUUGAUAAAAAUUCUGGUCAUUUAUUAUUGAUACCAUAUUAUGGUAAUGAUGGUGGAUAUGGUGAUAAUAAAAUUGAUGCGGAUGUGGAUGAUAAGGAUGAUGAAAAUUUCAAAGAAAAAACAUUGACAAUAAAAGAUUUACUAAAAGAUCUGCCACCAUUAAGAAAUCCAGACAUACUGAUUGGAUCGAAUGAUUUAACAUGUCUUUCGUAUUUACAUGAACCAUCUGUACUUUAUAAUUUGAGGAUACGUUUUUUAAAACAUCAACAAAUCUACACAUGGUGUGGUAUUGUAUUGGUUGCCAUCAAUCCGUUUACUGAUCUCGAAAUAUAUGGCGAAGAUACGAUACAAAUGUAUCAUACGAAUCUGGCGAAUCUAGCACAAAUGGAUCCACAUAUUUAUGCCGUCGCUGAAGAUGCAUUCACUAAAUUAGAACGUAAUAAUAUUAAUCAAUCGGUUAUUGUGUCUGGCGAAAGUGGUGCAGGUAAAACAGUGUCGGCAAAAUUUGCCAUGCGUUAUUUUGCAUCCAUAGCUGGUUCAGAUUCCAAUAUCGAAACACGUGUACUGGCAUCGAAUCCAAUAAUGGAAGCAAUUGGUAAUGCAAAAACCGUUCGUAAUGAUAAUUCAUCGAGAUUCGGUAAAUACAUUCAAAUAUUGUUUGAUCGUCGUAAUCGUCAUAUAAUGGGCGGUAAUAUGCGUACAUAUUUAUUGGAAAAAUCACGUGUCACUUAUCAAGGUGUUGGUGAAAGAAAUUUUCACAUUUUCUAUCAGCUAUGUUCAUAUGCCAACCAGAACCGAUUAGAUUAUCUUGGAUUAUCGAAUGAUCAACGACAAUUUGUUUAUCUUGGUUCAAAUGAACCAACCGCAUAUGAUGAUAUGACAAGAUUUUUAGAAGCAUUAGAUACACUUGGUUUUAGCGCGAAACAACGUGAUAAAUUAUUCGCUGUAAUUGCUGCCAUAUUGCAUGGUGGUAAUAUUAUGUUUCAACGUAGACAACAAGAUGAUGAUGAAAGCUGUACAUUGGCUAAUCGUGAAUCAUUGGAUUCAUUGCAAACAUUUUGUCGUCUAUUAGAUUUGAAUGAAUCAUCAACAUUGAAAUGGUUCACUAGUCGUCUGUUGAAAACCGGUGGCCAUGAAAUAAUUGCAACACCAUUGAAUGCACAAAUGGCACAAUAUGGUUUGGAAGCAUUAUUGAAAUUUAUUUAUGAAAAAUUAUUCCUAUGGAUUGUAUCGAUGAUCAAUCAAUCAUUGGGACCAAUAUCAACACAACAAUCAAUGAAAGAAUAUCAAUUCAUUGGUGUAUUGGAUAUUUAUGGUUUUGAACAUUUUGAAAAUAAUUCAUUUGAACAAUUUUGUAUCAAUUAUGCUAAUGAAGUACUACAACAACAAUUUAAUUGGCAUGUAUUCAAAUUAGAACAAGAUGAAUAUGUACGUGAAGGUAUUGAUUGGCAAUUUAUUACAUUCACCGAUAAUCAACCAGUAAUUGAUCUGAUUGAAUCAAAACCAAUCGGUAUUUUAUGUUUACUAGAUGAAGAAUGUCGUAUGCCACAAGGUAAUGAUCGUACAUGGUGUUCAAAACUAUAUAAACAAAUUACUGUUGGCGAUGUUUUUAAAAAACCAAAAUUUAAUUUUCAAACAUCAUUUAUUAUUGAACAUUUUGCCGAUGUUGUUACAUAUAAUGUUGAUGGUUUUCUAGAAAAAAAUCGUGACACAAUAUGGGAAGAACAGAUUGAUCUACUUAAACGUUCAUCGGUUGUUGAAUGUUUAUUUAUGGAUGAUAAAAUUGUACAAACACCACCAUCAACCAAAGGUGCUGGUGGUAAGAUACGUGUUAGUAUGCCACAAUCUGAUCAACGACGACAGAAAAAGAAAGCCAAAGCAACAAUUGGAUUUCAAUUCCGUGAAUCAUUGGAAGCAUUGAUGAAGAUUCUUAAUUCCACUGAACCACAUUAUGUUCGUUGUAUAAAACCAAAUGAUAAUAAAGCAGCAUUUGAAUUUAAUAAUAUACGUGCUGUACAACAAUUACGUGCAUGUGGUGUAUUGGAAACCAUUCGUAUCAGUUCAAAUGGUUAUCCAUCAAGAUGGUCAUAUCAGGAUUUUGCAAAUCGUUAUCGUGUAUUACGUGUUGGUUGCUGUCAUGCCAUUACUACGCCGACUAAAACAAAAUCGACUGAUGCAAAAAAUGUACCAAAACCAACGCCAAGAAAAUUAGUACGUGCCGGUUCUAGUUUUGCUGUUGAAAUUCGUGCCAUUUGUGAAGAUAUCGUAAAAAUUGUUUAUGAGGAUAAAAUCUAUUCGCAUUUCAAUCUAAGUGAUAGUUCAAAUGAACAACAAAAAACAACUACAGAGCAACAACAACAACAACAACAACAAGAAAGAAAACCAUAUCAAUUUGGUAAGACAAAAAUAUUUUUUCGACCUGGUCAGGUGGCUCUGUUGGAAAGGAUACGAUCACAGAAACUUAGAGAAUGUUCCAUACUUAUACAGAAAAUGAUUCGUGGUUGGUUACAACGAAAACGUUAUCAACGUAUACGACAAGCUGCGGUUGCCAUACAAAAAUAUGGCCGUGGUUGGCUUGCACGACGAUAUUAUCAACAUCUUCGUCAAACUAAAGCGGCCACCAUUAUACAGAAACAUUGGCGAAGAAAUGUUCAACAAUGUCGUUAUCAAACUAUACGAAAAAGUAUUAUGGCUUUACAAACUAGAGGACGUGCAUAUUUGGCACGUAAACGUUAUGAAAAUAUGCGCCAGAAUCGUGCCGCUAUCACCAUACAACGAUAUUGGCGUGGUUAUUGGGUACAAAAACAGUACCGAGACACAAGAAAAAAGAUUAUCAUUGCUCAAUCUUGUGUGAGAAGAUUUUUGGCCAAAAAAGAAUAUCGUCGAUUACGAAUCGAAGCACGUAGUGUUGAACAUGUUACAAAUCUCAAUAAAGGCCUGGAGAAAAAGAUUAUGACCUUACAGGAACGUAUUGAUGAUUUGAUUGAAGAAAAUCGAUUAUUAAAAUUGACUGAAGGUCGUUACACUACUUUACGUCAUGAAAUGGAACAAAUGGGAAUGGAAUUGACCGAAAUAAAAACACGACAACGUCAAGAUCAUUUACAGGCACAAAAUUAUCAAUCACAAAUUGAAAAAUUGAUUACAGUGAAUAAAGAAUUGGAACAAAAAGUUUUACGCUUGGAGGAGACAAAAUCUGAAUUGGAAGAAAGAAUUCGUGAAACUCUAAAUGAUAAAAAACAAAUGGCUGAUAAUAUUGAAAAAAUUGAUGAAGCAAUCCAAAAACGUGAACAUGAACUUCGUGAAGAAUUUGAACGUGAACGACGAAUUUUGAUUGCCCAAUGUGAAGAGGAGAAAACAUCAAAACAACAGCUGUUAUCCAGAUAUAUGGAUCUUGAAGGGAAACAGAUAGCAACAGUUGAACAGCAACGAUCUGUCAAUCAACGAUUGUUGAAUCGUUUUAAUGGCGAUGAAGAAACCAAUACAAAUUCAUUGCAAUCCGAUAGACAAGAAGAUUUUGAUUCCAAUCUGGAUCGUAUUUCAAUCAUGAUGCAAUGUACAGAAUUGGAACAAGAGAUGAAAAAAUUGUUGAUUGAAAAUCAAAAACUACGUGAACAAAUAGCAAAAACGAUUGAUGAUAAAGUUCCAACCGCUGCUGCAUCAUUAUUAUCGGAACAAUUUGAAGAACUACAGAAUGAAUUGGUUCGUUAUAAAAAAGAACGUGCCGAUCUUAAACGUGUAAUAUUGAUGGAAGAUCAUCUUACUACAUUCAAUGGUGAACCGAAUCAAAAAGCCAAACACCAAGAAGAUCUAGUCGCUACAUAUAAAAAUUUAUUUGCCAAAUUGGAUGAACAAAUUGCCAUUAAAGAUGAAAUGAUACGAAAAUUAAAUAAUCAAAAUUUAUACUUGAAAUAUUCAAAUAAACCACUAUUGUUGUCGUCGUCAAUCGUACCUGGUCAUUCAAAUAUGGAUGGAAAUAAUUUAGCUAUCAAUACAAACGUUGAUUAUAAUUGUGAUGAGACGAAAAGUUUACUUGGAAUGUUUAAAUUUUUUGCCAAAGAUAGUUCAAUGAUAAAUCGAAUCCUGUUUUAUGACUUUGAUCCAACCAAUAUGAAUUAUGCAAGUCAAUGUCAUUCACAUACGAUUGCAUUCAUUAUCUAUAUGUGUGUUCGUUAUGCCGAUAAGAUUGAUUAUGAAAAAAUGGCACAAGAUUUUAUGUUCAAUGUGAUUACAUGGAUCAAGAAAAAAUCAUCAUUAGCAGCAUCGAAAAAUCAAACAGAAAUUCUAGUCCAUUUAUUGUCGACAACGUUUAAAAUUGCCAUUUUAAUUAAAUACUAUUCAGAAUACUACUUUGAAGUGGCCGAACAAGAUGCGGAACAAACAAAAAAUUCACAAACAAAAACAAUGGACAAUAUUGAUUCUGGUUUUAAUGAUGAAAAUAAAGAACAGAAAAAAACAAAAACUAUUAAUGGUGGUCAAACUAUUGAUGCCGAUUGUGAACCAAAUGAAACAGAUGAAGCAAUUGAAUCUGAUUAUGAUCGUGAUUAUGUUCAAUCAUUGAAAAAUUUUGAUCUAACUGAAUACAUUAAAUAUCUAAAUGAAUUAAUGGUCUAUAUGUAUUUUAAAAUAAUCAAAAUUUUUGAAGAUAGAAUUCUAUCAUUAACUGUAGCCGCUAUAUUGGAACAUCAAGAAUUGUCUGGAAUGUCAUUGAGACAAAAACGUGAUGAAAAUUCUGAUCCAGAUUCUGGGCCACCAUCACCAACGGAACGUGAAAUUCAUACACUGUUUAAAGAGCUAUCUAAUAUGCAGGCAAUAUUUCGGCUACAUCGUUUAGAUGAACAUUUUAUCUAUCAAUUUUUCAAACAGAUUUUCUAUUUUAUUGGAAUGACCGCUUUAAAUAAUCUAAUGAUGCGUAAAGAUUUAUGUACAAAUGAACGUGCCAUUGAAAUCAUUUACAAUGUAUCAUUGUUUGAACAAUUUUUACGUGAAAAUAAAAUCAUGAAUUGGGACGAGGUUAAAUCACAAAUGGAUCCAAUAUUGCAGGCUACCAAAUUGUUGAUUUCAACCAAAACGGAAAAACAAAUACCAGCGAUUGUAUUCACAACACAAUCAUUAUCUAUACCACAAAUAAUCAAAAUAAUCAACAUGUAUACACCAUCGGAUGAGGAACAUAUAUCGAGAAAUUUUAUUAAAAAUCUUAAUAAAGAAUUACAAGAACAACGUUUAUUAAAAGAUGGUGGUACAACACAAACUGAAACAUCAACAUCAUAUCUGAUGAAUACGGCACGUGAAUUUCCAUUAUACAUUCCAUUUAUUGAUAAAAAUUUUGACAAUAACAUUUCACCAUUACAAGCUACAGAUUUGACUUGUGAUUUACAAAAGAUUGAUAUACCAAUCAGUUUACAAAGAUUGGAAAGAUUUCUAGAAAAGAUUUAAUAAACAGCGUUCAUCAUUCAUUCAUUCA
Dermatophagoides farinae (American house dust mite) is the source of this 5627-nucleotide messenger RNA. The record is from RefSeq and is a predicted model, not a curated record. Lineage: Eukaryota; Metazoa; Arthropoda; Arachnida; Sarcoptiformes; Pyroglyphidae.